ACUGGUGAGCAGACACUCACAGACACAAUAUAAGGAGAAAAGACUGUAGAGAAGGAGAAAGACUGAGAAAGUCUUGGAAAUAUGCUGCAUCUGUUUACCACUGACAUCUCCUCCUGAAUCCCUUCAGUCCUUACAGAAGCUUCACAUUGGAUGACUAUGGCGCUGCCUGCGGCCUUUCUUUCUGAAGACCAGUUCACCUGCUCGAUCUGUCUUGAGGUGUUCAACAACCCAGUCUCAACACCAUGCGGCCACAGCUUCUGCCAGGCCUGCAUCUCCUACUACUGGGAUGGAGGAGGAGGCGCCAAAUUCUACCAGUGUCCCCUCUGCAAGGAGUCCUUCCGCAAGCGGCCAGAGCUCCAUAUCAACCGAACUCUGAAGGAAAUCACUGAACAGUUCAAGGAGAUGGCCAAUGCUGGAGAGCCAAUGGAUGGAAGAGAAGGAGGAGUGGAGGAUCCAAAUUCACAUCAUCACCACCUGGCCCUGUCUCCACCCCAGAGGCCAGGAGAGAUGCCAGAGACCAUCUUUACUGAAAUGAUGACUCUUUUUCAGCAGCUGCCGACUCCUGGGUUUCCUCCCUCCUACCCCAAUGACCCUCAACCCCAAAGCCCCAACAGUGAGCCCCUCGACCCGCCUCCACCCUACUCACCUCCCCACAGACGUAGGUACACUCUGAGCGGUCCCGGUGACUCCUCCCCCAAUGUGCCUCUGUGUCCCAUCCACCCGAGAGGUCUCGAGUUCUUCUGUCGUACUGAUAACACCUGCGUCUGCUGCAACUGUGUGGAGACAGGAGACCACCGAGGACACAACGUCAUCCCUGCCAAGAGAGAGUGGCACAACAAGAAGUCCCAGGUAGGUAUUGUAGAGCUGGAGCUGAAGAAUCUCAUCUGUGUGAGAGAGAGCAAAGUGGAGGAGAUACACAACUCCUUACGAGAAAUACAGGCUGCUGCUGAGAGAGAGACGGAUGGAACUGUUUGCAUGUUUUCCAAGCUGAUUUCCAGUUUGAAGCGCUGCCAAGCUGAAGUCUUGGAGGUGGUAGAGAUGACUCGGCGUGCGGUUGAGCACAGAGCUCAGGGCCUGCUGAGGGAGCUGGAGGAGGAGAUCGCUGAGCUAAAGAAGAGGAGUACAUCACUGAGCCAGCUGGCUCUGUCUGAAGACUACGUACUGUUUCUCAGGAGGUUCCCUGCCCUGUCCACCCCUCCACAAGCUAAGGACUGGUCCAGUGUCUCUGUAGGGUCUCAGCUGACCUCAGGGGUGAUUCUCAGGACUGUCAAUCAAAUGAUGGAGCGCUUUGGAGAAGAGAUGCAGAAACUGCCCAAAGCCUGCCAGCAAUCCUUGUUGGACCAGUCCGUACCCAGGCCCAACCCAAAGAUUAGGAGGGUACAAGAAUAUGCAGACGAUAUCACUUUAGACGCCAACACAGCCCACCAACGUCUCAUCAUCUCAGCAGAUGGGAGGCAGGUGCACUGUGGAGAUCGCAAUCAGUCGGUGCCCGACAACCCGGAGCGCUUUGACCGGGUGGUGUGUGUGCUCGCCCGCCAGGGCUUCAACUCAGGACGGCAUUACUGGGAGGUGGAGGUGGGAGCAAAGACUGACUGGGACCUGGGAGUGGCAAGUCGGUCCGUCAAUCGGAAGGGCAAAGUCAAGGUAAGCCCCGCCCAUGGCUACUGGUUCCUCAGCCUGCGGGAUCGUACUGAGUACGCCUUCCGAACAGAAUCCUCAACCAACCUGACAGUCAGCCUCAGACCCUCCCGGAUUGGAAUCUAUGUGGAUUAUGAUAAAGGACUGGUGUCCUUCUACAACGUGGAGGCCAGAUUGCUCAUUUAUACAUUCACAGAUCAUUUUUCUGACACCAUCCAUGCGUUCUUCAGCCCCUGUACCAAUAAAUCAGGACGGAACGAGGCUCCACUGAUCAUUUGUCCUGUUGCAAAGACAGAAUGAAAUGAGCCAACAAGUUAAGGACAUCUUCACUAAUGAGCCUCCACAUGCGUCUGUGUAUGUUGGAAGAAGACUAAGAUGCACAAGCAUACCUCUGGAACAGAUGUGAUCACAUCUGCAUUCAUUCCUUCAUUGCAAUAGAGCAGUGGUUCCCAACCUUUUUUCUGUAAAGUCCCAGUGAAACAGAAUAUUUGAGCUAUGUACAGUUACAAGAGGCAUUGAAAUAGAAUCUUUCACAUGUGAUUGGACUGCUACAAAGUGGGCAGGCUUAGCAUGUAGCAUGAUAAGGAGCUACAGAGGACUGUGG
Messenger RNA from Anarrhichthys ocellatus (wolf-eel), 2242 nucleotides. Its product is annotated as E3 ubiquitin-protein ligase TRIM21-like. NCBI's taxonomy places the organism in Eukaryota, Metazoa, Chordata, Actinopteri, Perciformes, Anarhichadidae. The coding region runs from base 151 to 1938 and encodes 595 amino acids. Gene Ontology annotation, molecular function: zinc ion binding; protein binding. The record is from RefSeq and is a predicted model, not a curated record. The transcript is spliced from 11 exons.